AUGUUUGGGCAUGUGCAAGCAGAUUGUUGGUACAAGGAGAAACAAGCGAAUUAUAUUGAGACAACUGAUGGAGAAAGUAAGUUAUUCAUGGCGUAUUGUGAUACUAAUGAAGUUACAGGUGAUAUUUGGUUUGUAGAUAGUGGUUGCUCCAACCAUACGUCAGGUAUGAAGUCAAUCUUUAAAGAACUUGACAAGACACAAAAAUCAAUAGUCAGGCUUGGUGAUAAUAACAGCCUUCAAGCGAAAGGAAAAGGAACAGUAGCAAUCAAAUGUAGUCAUGGUAAAGUAAAAUUUCUUCAUGAUGUUCAAUUUUUUCCUAGUUUGGCACAUAAUUUACUGAGUGUUAGGAAACUAAUUGCCGCUGGAUAUUCACUUUUGUUUGAUGAUAGAGCAUGUGUUAUUAAAGAUAAAACAUCAAGACAAACAAUGGUUAAUGUGCUCAUGGCUGAAAAUAGAAUGUUUCCGCUAAAAGUUUCAAAUGUGGAAAAUUUUGCUUUGGUUACUGAUGCCAAAAAUGAAUCUGAAUUGUGGAAUUUGAGGUAUGGGCAUCUUACUUUCAAGGGACUAAAGCUACUAAGCCAAAAAGAUGAUUUCAGUCGCAUGAGUUGGGUGUAUUUUCUGAAAUACAAAUCAGAAGCUUUUGAGAAUUUUAGAAAAUACAAGGAUUUAGUGGAGAAUCGCAGUAGGUUGCGCAUAAAAAAUCUCCGAACAGACAGAGGUGGUGAGUUCUUAUCUAACAAAUUUGUUCAUUUUUAUGAUGAAUUUAGAAUUCACAAGGAACUUACUACACCCUACACACCGAAGCAAAAUGGUGUAGCUGAAUGCAAGAAUUGUACCGUUAUAGAGAUGGCAAGAAGUUUAUUGAAAGGCAAGGGACUUCCAAACCAAUACUGGGCAGAAGCAAUUGCAACUUUAGUGUACCACUGA
This is a messenger RNA of Capsicum annuum, 927 nucleotides long. RefSeq lists its product as uncharacterized. Bases 1 to 927 code for a protein of 308 amino acids. The transcript has 2 exons. Gene Ontology annotation, molecular function: nucleic acid binding. Gene Ontology annotation, biological process: DNA integration. The record is from RefSeq and is a predicted model, not a curated record. NCBI's taxonomy places the organism in Eukaryota, Viridiplantae, Streptophyta, Magnoliopsida, Solanales, Solanaceae.